Molecule: messenger RNA, 1659 nt
Organism: Cuscuta campestris
Lineage: Eukaryota; Viridiplantae; Streptophyta; Magnoliopsida; Solanales; Convolvulaceae
Source: the annotation of a GenBank genome assembly
GUUCGUUUAAAAGGAAUUGAUUCAAUCCUCCUACUCCCGUGAGGCUUCUGGAUUUCUCGGCUUCAGUCAUCUUCUUAAAAUCAGAACUGAAUCGACAAGACGACAACCAUAUAUCCCCCGCCUUAGUCACCGUCAUCUUCUCCGCACCGGUCGCGGUCACGGCGUUAAUAGCCCCGGUGGUUCUGCGACUUGUCACGGCGUUAAUAGCAGCGGUCGCGGUCACGGCCUUAAUGUCACACAGGCCGUGAAACUCCACGGCGCCUGUGGAACGCUUCUUCUGCGGCUACCAGACCGGCAUCUUUUUUUAUUGUUCAAAUAGUGUUGAAAUUUCGUCAUCUCCAUAGUCAGCAGAUGGUAAUGGAAGCCGAUUCUCAAACCCUAAGCCUUCCCCAAGAUAUUAUAACUGACAUUCUCAAACGACUUCCUGUGAAAACCUUAAUCCGAUUUCAGUGUGUGUGCAAAUCCUGGAAGGACCUCAUCAAGUCCUCAUCUUUCGUCGCAGAACAGCUUCACUGCACCACUCCUUUUCUUCUUUUCAGCCGGAGCAGAGAUUUCAGUUUGGGGCACGGAGAUUGUAGUUUGGGUUUACGUUUACUCGAUUGCAACCUGCAAGUCCGAGAGGAGCUGCCAGAGCCACCUUUAAUAAUUGAUCCAUUGAAUCAUGCUAUCGUAGUCUGUUCCAGCAAUGGUUUGCUCUGUCUUCGAAUCUCCAUGUGUAGAUCAUGCAAGCAAGAACUUCCUCCAUCCCUUAUAGUGUGGAAUCCAGCGAUUUUUGAGGCCCUUGUGCUUCCUCCAACCUCACUAAUUGUAAAUUACCGAGGUAACUUCUUUGUAGGAUUUGGAUUCAGCCCAAUCAUUAAUGAUCACAAGGUAGUGAUGAUUUGGUUUUCUGCCGAAUCUUUUGGUGCUAGUCGAGCAGAAGUGUAUUCAUUAUCUUCAUGCUCAUGGAAAGUGGUAGAGUGUGGGUUGUUAGAUGGCAUGUGUCUGGAGUUUCAAACUGUCACAGCCAAUGGAUCGAUGUUUUGGAUUGGGUCCAAAAAGUGUGUUAAUGGCGAUGGGGGUACACGUACUGAUCUAAAGAUUGUCUCAUUUAACAUAACAACCGAGGUGUUCACUCUCAUACCAAUGCCAUCUCACUCCUUUUCAUUCUAUAGACUUGCAGUUUGUGAGAAGAAACUUUGCUUAAUAGCAGCCCCUUCUGCUUCUUCUUCUUCUUCUUCUCCGGGCUCUGGUUCUAAAAUUCAUUGGUGGGUGAUGGAGGAGGACAGAUGUAAUUGGGUUAAAAAAUAUAUUAGCUGCCCCCUUUCAUGCGCAUUGUCUCCUGUGACUAUUUGGAAGAAUGAAAUUGUGUGCUAUGUGGGUGGUUCUGUUAGGGUAACUGAAUUUGCAGGGGUUAAUGAUGAGCCAAAUAUUGCUCUUCUCAAUCUCACUACCGGUGGAUACAAGCUUUUUGUUUUCCGUGAACGUUAUAUUGCUAUCAAUCAUGUGGAGAGCCUUGUACCAGUUAGAGGAAAGAAGUACUCAUGCACUUGGACUUCAUAGUUGAUGCAUUUGGAGGACGAUGAAACAAAGUCACUUUUCUCCCCGUCGUCCCAAUGCUAUGUUUUGACAUUUCAGAGUAUCUAUACUUCUAUUUAUAAAUAAAACUUAGGAGUUUUU